Molecule: messenger RNA, 777 nt
Organism: Naumovozyma dairenensis CBS 421
Lineage: Eukaryota; Fungi; Ascomycota; Saccharomycetes; Saccharomycetales; Saccharomycetaceae
Gene: HSH49
Product: U2 snRNP complex subunit HSH49
Exons: 1
Coding region: 1-777 (258 amino acids)
Biological process (GO): positive regulation of mRNA splicing, via spliceosome
Cellular component (GO): nucleolus; U12-type spliceosomal complex
Molecular function (GO): RNA binding
Source: RefSeq, a predicted model, not a curated record
AUGCAAAAAAUGUCAUCAAUCUUCACAACUCUUUCACAAUUAUCAACGUAUCAAGCGUCAUUGGACACUGCCAAUUGUAUAUUUGAGUGUAUUUACAAAGUCUGUUCCUCUUCCAAAAUGAACUCACAAAUGAGUAAUCCCGAAUUGUCAGUUUAUGUUGGUAACAUUGAUCCAAAUGUAACCAAGGCACAAUUGUAUGAACUAUUUGUACAGGUAAGUCCUAUUUCGAAAAUUGCCUACCCAAAGGAUAAACUACUCCAAACUCAUCAAGGAUAUGCCUUUAUUGAAUUUUAUACCCCAGAGGAUACCAAUUAUGUUGUAAAAGUCAUGAAUAAUACUGUUUCUUUAUAUGAUCGAUUUUUGAAAGUAAGAAAAUCAGUUCAAAAUUUACCUAGUUCAAACAACAAAACUUACACCACUUCCAAACAAGUGGAAGUACUACCAAUUGCCAAAGUAUUUGUUAAAAAUUUGGAUGAAUCUGUGGAUAUCCAACAAUUAUCUAACAUUUUCGAGAAAUUCGGCCCUCUUUUUAAAGAACCUGAAAUUUUUUAUCUUUCAAAUAACACACUUCGUUGUGCUCACAUUUUCUUCAAAUUCUAUCCAGAUUCUGAUGCAGCUAUUGGGAAACUGGAUAAUGAAUUAAUUGCUAAUAAAAGAAUCAAUUUAGAUUAUGCUUACAAGGAAGGUCAUACAAUUGGCAAAGGAAACAAUAAAUACGGUAGUGAAACCGAUAGGUUGUUGAAUAAAGAAGCUAAAAAGAAUGGUUUAUUAUUAUGA